Molecule: messenger RNA, 3582 nt
Organism: Cheilinus undulatus (humphead wrasse)
Lineage: Eukaryota; Metazoa; Chordata; Actinopteri; Labriformes; Labridae
Gene: vps26a
Product: VPS26, retromer complex component A
Exons: 9
Coding region: 82-1068 (328 amino acids)
Biological process (GO): retrograde transport, endosome to Golgi; intracellular protein transport
Cellular component (GO): endosome; retromer complex
Source: RefSeq, a predicted model, not a curated record
CUUGAUACUACCUCCUGGUUCAGACAGACAGGCUGCACGGAGCGAGGCUAGCUGUUAGCUUCAACUGUCCACACAGCAGACAUGAGUUUCCUAGGGGGUUUGUUUGGUCCAGUAUGUGAGAUAGACGUUCUGCUGAACGAUGCAGAGAACAGAAAAACAGCCGAGCUGAAGACAGAAGAUGGAAAAGUGGAGAAACACUACCUAUUCUACGAUGGAGAGUCUGUGUCUGGCAAGGUAAAUCUGAAUGUGAAGCAGGGAGGAAAGCGUCUGGAGCAUCAGGGCAUUCGCAUCGAGUUUGUUGGACAGAUAGAGCUUUUCUCUGAUAAAAGUAACACCCACGAGUUUGUGGACUUGGUGAAAGAGUUGGCUCUACCUGGAGAGCUUGCCCAGAACAGGAGCUACGACUUUGAGUUCAUGCAGGUGGAGAAGCCCUACGAGUCCUACACUGGAGCCAAUGUCAGGCUAAGGUAUUUCCUCAGGGUGACAAUAGUUCGUCGUCUGUCUGACUUAGUGAAGGAAUACGAGCUGAUUGUCCACCAGUUAGCCACCUAUCCAGACGUCAACAACUCCAUCAAGAUGGAGGUUGGCAUAGAAGACUGCCUGCACAUUGAGUUUGAAUACAACAAGUCAAAAUACCACCUGAAAGACGUGAUCGUUGGGAAGAUCUACUUCCUGUUGGUCAGGAUCAAAAUCCAACACAUGGAGCUGCAGCUCAUCAAGAAGGAGAUAACAGGCAUAGGUCCCAGUACGACCACAGAAACGGAGACGGUUGCAAAGUAUGAGAUCAUGGAUGGUGCUCCAGUUAAAGGAGAAUCCAUCCCCAUCAGACUGUUUCUGGCAGGGUAUGACUUGACACCCACCAUGAGGGACGUCAACAAGAAGUUUUCCGUACGUUACUUCCUUAACCUGGUGCUAGUGGAUGAAGAGGACAGAAGAUACUUUAAACAACAGGAGAUCGUUUUGUGGAGAAAAGCUCCAGAGAAGCUGAGGAAAAGAAACUUCCACCAGCGCUACGAGUCGCCUGAGUCUCGACCUCAGCCAGUUACUGCAGAGCAGCCGGAGAUGUGAGGGUAAUCAUGCAACGAACUGAAACUAAACACAGACACGCCGCAACUCUUCACUGCUGAACAGCCAGAGGCGUGAGGGCUGCCCCACUCUCCCCCUGGACUGAGAAAUGUCUGUAAACAUGAACACCCAUUACAUACCUCCAGAGACCCCCGCUCCCUCCACACACAGACCGCUUCACAGCUUCGGGUGUGAGCUGUCAGACCACCUUCACUCUGACCCACAGGAUUCAAACACUCGCAUACAGACACACAAGAAUGCAAUCAACAGAGGCUGAAUGCUAAAAGUCAUGGGGAGUCGAACCCUGGCAUCUCAGACUGAAAACACACACAGGUGAAGCCAAACAGCGUCAGCUUGCAGUUUGCUGAAAUAAUACAGAAGCAAAACCAGAAACAACAGGACGGCUACAGGCGACCACCAUACCAAGUAUCUCCAUUUCCUGAAUAUUAUUAUUAUUAUUAUUUUAUUAAUAUUAUUUUGCAUAUUUGUACAGCAGGAGUUUCUCCAACAUCCACCCUCACACAACUGUUACAGAAAAUCUCUCUGGAGUCGCCCAGCGAUUCAGAGCAUUUAGCCUUAACGGCACUUAGCUAUGAGUCAACACAUGGACUCUGUUUAGUCACAAUGCUCAAAUUUAAGCCAUGAUGUCACAACAGGCUGCUCUUUUCACUCAACUAUCUACUUAAUGGUUCAGCAUGACAAAAAUCUGUCUAAACAUGAGUUUAAUCCUAUAUUUAUUCUUUUAGUAUGGCUGAUUUGUUCCAUCUCAUUUCAUACAGGUCAAGUUUUGGACACAAUCAUUUCAGUGCUAUUCUGUUUAUCAUUAUUUAAAUAUAUGAAACUCUUUAAGAGCUACAAAUGAUGGUUAUCUCCUAUGAUUGAAUUAUGGUGUAGUCUUCAGAACAAGUCCAUAAAAAUGAAACAGCCUUCACAGUUUCCCCUAAAAAUUGAAAUGAUAUUGGUGUAUGUCUUCUUCAUCGUUGAAUUUAUAUGAAAUGGCAAAUAUUUGAUAUAAAGUAACAUAAAAGAGAGAAAUGAGAAGCCCAGUGAGAAGAGGUAAGAGAGAAUGUUUGAACAUCUUCCUUACAGUAAAACUGGACCAAUUAUUUAAUCUUAAAAGGUACCAAAUACAUAUUUAGUUAAUUGAGAUUGUGUUAUCUGGGAAUUUUUGCAGCUCUAAAACGUUGAUUUCAAAUUCUCUGCUUGUUCGAGAUUUUUUUUUUUUAUCUCCAUAGUUGAGAUGAAUAUUUUUUGAUCACUAUAACUGCCUUAAACCUUUAUAGAGGAUCCCCUCAAUGGUAUCACGAGUUAAGAAGUUUCCUUGGCAUUGAGCUGUUUCUUUUUUGACCCCCACGGUUCUGUUUAUUUAUAAAAUCUGAACAAUAUUACUUUGUUUUUGGAAAUUAUAGUAAGGGUCAGUUCACCCAAAUGUGGGAAAAUAUGAUUUGAAAAAUGAUGAAAUGCUCGGGCACCAUGUGGAAUUCUGUUGUGUCAAAACUUAGAUUUUGUUUGAAAUACUUUAUUUGUUGUUUGGAUGAACCGAUCCUUUAAAUUCACAGCUGAUGACAGCUGGCUCCACGUUAGUUGAUGUGAAAAAAAGACUUCCAUUUCCAAGUAUUAAAAGCUGAGGAAGUCAAACAGCUACUUGGAUAUCUUUUCAAUUUACAUUUAAAAUGAUUGAGUGUAAAAAUGAAGCGAUACUAGCGAUGACAAACUGUUCUCUUCAGUUUGCAUCUCUUUUCAAAGCUCAAAGCAUUUCAUUUUCCAGACCCUAAAGUUACUAAAAGCUCAUUUCUGCUCAUGUACUGCUACUGGAAGAGAUGCAGCAUUCAACACUGUAAGUUCAACAUUGAUCCACUGUGAUGCUCAGACCGGCAGUUAAGGUCCUGCUUUAAAGACACGUAUACACAGAGUUUGGUGAUGUUUCUUCACUUGUGUGUGGGAUGAAUUUGUGCUUAAGCUCUCCAGUUUUGCACUUUCCCCCUUUUCAUUUCACUUUGUGUAAAAGGGGCAUGAAAGCUGAAGCUGAACAUAACUCAAGGAAACCCACACCUCAGAGAUCGCCUGUGUGUGUAGAGAGAACAAUACUGUCAUUUGUAAAUCACUACUAGUUAAAAUGAACUGGUCAACUACAAUAUUUUUUUUUCCUCGUUUGCAAGUUGUGCGGUCAUGUUACAUACUGUAAUUCAUUUCAUGAACCUCUGAACGCGUGUACUGUCACUACCUUCUCUGAUUUUGUCUUGUUUGGAAACUGACUUAUUUAUUGUCCGGUUACGUUUCCUUCUCCAUUUUCUGUCUUUCUGAAUGGGAAAAAUUUGUUUGGUGAACUUUGAAACCUUGGAUUGGUUAUGAAGAAGCACUCAAACAUUUUGACUCUGUCCCUCUCUGAUCUUCUGCAUGUUGAUCACACAAUGUUUAAUCAUGCCAUCAACAUGUGUGUGUAUGAUGAUAUGUGUAUAUACACCAAACCCAAAUAUAUAGCUGAAAUGAAUCGUGAAUAAAGCAAAUUUAUACUGA